AUGCAGAUCCCCACAUCAGAGACUCCUAGUCCUCCACCGCUUCCACAACAGUGCCCCUUCGAGUCUGUGCCCCAGAUCCCUAACACAACACUGUCAGACUACCCAAAAAUUGGGGUGUUGCUUGCGCUGAUCGAUGCCGAAAAACCAGAACUGCGAAUUUGUGAGCUUGAAACAUCCCUGCUAGAUGCAGGGGUGGUUUUGUUGAGCCAAGUAAUGCUCUUACCUGAGGAUGUGUUGAGUGUCAUUGGCAAUAUGGGGCAAAAGCAGGCCAGAAUACUCCACAAUUACACUAAACAGAUCGUUCUGCCGCUCCUUGGACUCAUCAGUUCGUAUGAGGAGCCAGAGAUAGAGGAGCCAGAGGCUUUUAGUGCAGGGACUCAGAACAAAGGGAAGGAGCGUGCUAUUGAGAUUGAAGAUGAUUUGUGGCAGGAAGGAGAAUUGGAGUAUGGAAGCGGCGAGUACAGUGAGUAUGAGAGUGAUGACAAGAUGGAUGUUACAAGUAACAUCGGCUACAUGGCCCCCCUAUCAUUUUUCCCCUUCAUCCUCGCCCUCGUAUGCCUCCGGCUCAUACUUCUCUACCGACUAUCCGUUGACCGGAUCCUCGGGACCAUUCCCAUCCCUCGUCCCCCUCCUGUCGCACCAACGUGCGCACGUGCCCUCAGGCUAUGA
Suillus fuscotomentosus is the source of this 669-nucleotide messenger RNA. RefSeq lists its product as uncharacterized. The record is from RefSeq and is a predicted model, not a curated record. The transcript has a single exon. Lineage: Eukaryota; Fungi; Basidiomycota; Agaricomycetes; Boletales; Suillaceae. The coding region runs from base 1 to 669 and encodes 222 amino acids.